Scophthalmus maximus (turbot) is the source of this 3354-nucleotide messenger RNA. It is a transcript of the gene msmp1, whose product is annotated as microseminoprotein, prostate associated 1. The record is from RefSeq and is a predicted model, not a curated record. Bases 2406 to 2795 code for a protein of 129 amino acids. The transcript is spliced from 4 exons. NCBI's taxonomy places the organism in Eukaryota, Metazoa, Chordata, Actinopteri, Pleuronectiformes, Scophthalmidae.
GUCGCCUCGCGGAUCGAUUAGUCGAGUCUGGUAGGGAGGGGAGGGAGUAGACAAGAGAGGCGGGGUUUCCAGCCCCAUGCUUGUUAAAGGUACAUUACAGCCAAAUUAAAAGAGCAAUAAUAAGCAUUAUUUUUAGCUCCCAAAAGCAGCAUUACAUAAGGAGAUAAAGCAUCAUUUUGUACCGAUAGGCAUGAUAUGUAAAAAAUUAAAAUAAUAGUAAUAAUACAAAACACCCAGUAAUGAAGUAAACUACUAUAUCAGAUAAGAUAAGAUCUGCUUUUAUUAUAUAUAUAAUAUAUAUAUUCGUCCCACAAUGGGGAAAUUUGGGCAUUACAGCAGCAAAGUGCACAGAAUAAUAUAGAAAGAAAUUUACAAAAAAGCAAUAGUAUGUACAAAAUAUAACAAAAUAAUAACAUUAAAUUAGAAAAGGUAUAUAAAAAGCAGUAGCAAUAGUUGCACGUGGAGACUAAAUAUAAAUAUUGCACAGUUGGCUAAUGCACUUUAAAUGUAUCAGUGAAUUAUUUUUUACAGUGGUUGAGUCCUGUGUGUGUUUUGUGUUUGGUCUAUUGAGAGAGCAGUGCUGGUUGUACAGUCUCACAGCAGCAGGAAGGAAGGACCUUAACAUGAGCAAAUAAACGAAAAUGCAAAUAAAUAAAUAUAUUCAACAAUGUGUCUUAGGCUUUUAGCAACUAUAUAAAGACAUUCAAAAUAAUUCCAAAGAUAUAUUAUUUCUUUUCUUCAUUAUUCCGUCAGCCAGAGCUUUAAAAAAAAAUGUUGCUCAAAGGCCGAAAGAGGGUGAUCAAACUUUUUUUUGUGCGUGUGAAGCUUUCAACCACAUGACACUGCCCAUGUGAGUGGACCAAGUAUUUGUUUAAUUCAUCUAUAUAACUUUAAGGACUCAAAUUAAAGCAUAAAAGUUCAUUGUUGCCCUUGGAAAUAAUUGUUUGAUCAACAGCCUAUACCAAUAUUUUUCUUGUUCAAUAAUGUGUAUAAAUAUAUAAAUACAAACAUCUUAACUCGGUUGAUAUCUUUACUUAAAUCAAAUAGGCUAAGGACUGCAGCUCUUUUGUUAAUUCAAUGUUUGAUUCUCACAAAGCAAAAUUUGUGUUGCUGCACAACAUACGAUAAAAAUAUAUGACUGAUACUAUUGCUAAUUGGCCAUUAGUACUGUCACUAAUAGCAACUUUAGUUUGGUAUCAGAGAGAUACACGUCAGUGUGGAUACACUGACGCACAAUUUAUCGGGGAAUGUUAAACUAUAGAAAGCGACGGCAAUUACAGAAUUGUGCAAAAUAAAAAAAGAUGUCUGUAGGUAAGCCAAGUAUGAUGAUUUAAUGACGACAGUCUUGUUAAAAAAUUUUAACAGAACGGUCUCCCCCUGUUAAAAUGCGCUCGUCACCAAUUAAGUGCACAUCCGUGAAGGGAAACAGGCGUGUGUGACAGGAAAAUCCUCAUCUUUUGUUUUGAUGAGAACCUCCCUUUUUAAUCGAUGCUGACGACAACUCUAGUUGACAAAUCGGGGCCGUGAACUCGCGGUCGCCGUAUUGCAAGGGGGGGGCCCGCAGGCUCUGCAGAGGGAAACACCUGAACUAAUUGUAGAAAUAGUAUCCAAACAAAACAAAACAUAUUUCAAGUGAAUUAGGAAAUUGACUUCUGAAGUUCCAAAACUAUUCCAUAAGGCCUUUGUCAUUAUCUUAAAUGUUCAUAUUAAGGAGAGGAAGCCUUCACAGAAAAAAAAAACUGAGCAGCCUGAGAGAGGCAAGUGUGAGUCAUCCGGCUGACUGAAGAAGAAGAAGAAGAAGCAGCCCCUGAUGAGGGGAGACCUCUCAACACUCCACAACUACUGUGGGGGUACCACAGAGAAAAGGCACGUAAAACGGCCAUGUUACGUGGCCCCGGGGGCCUCCUGUGUGAGGCUUUGAGAGAGAUUUUUCCUAUGAUCUCGCAUGUACAGACUGCAGAUAGCAAGCGGGUGGAAGAAGAUGAGCUAAUGUUUGGUUGGCCUGGGGAGCAAUAUUGAGCCGCAUUGUCAGGGGCCAGAUUGCCACACAUGUUCUCCCGCACAACCUGCACUGCUGUAACCCUUGGUGACAGUCACAGCGCGGAUGUGUCAUUCUUUCUAUCACUUCGGAGGUCCAUGCCUGCCGAAGCACGGCGAGGUGAUCUCUGGAGUGCCAAGACAGUGCCAAGACACAAGAUUCCCCUCCUCCUUACGCCGUUCCACGCACACACACACACACACACACAAAAAACCCCACCACCUCCUCAUUCCCAGUGGAUGGCACCGCUGACGCCUUCCGCAGCCAGGCGAAAAAGCCACACCUCCACGCCGUGGUGGAUGUAGCCCCGGGAUUGUAUAAAUGAGGGUGCGAAGGCAGAAGAGGAACCAGAGGCGGACCGGACGAGAUGAAGAUGGAGAUGGCCAGCGUCAACUGGGUGCUUGCUGCUGCAGGGUUUCUUCUGUGGACCAGCGGUGGCUCUGCGGCACCCAUGGAGUGCCACUUCGACUCCAGAGCACUGUGCGUGUUCGAGGGGAGACACUUCUCACUGGGGGAGACCUGGAUGGACAACGCUUGCAUGCAGUGCACCUGCCUGCACCCCGUCGGCGUCGGCUGCUGCGAGACGGUGCAUCGGCCGGUGGAUUUCCCCGCGUGGUGUCAGGUGCGGGUGGAGCCGGCGACUUGCAAGGUGUCUCUGGUGCAGACGGCCGACCCCCGCCUGCCCUGCUACCCCGGCGACGACUUCAAGGACCCGAGCCACGGGUCACUUCAGCUGCAGCAACAGCUCGGGGGUUAGAGGGGCCGCUCGAACCGACGACUCGUCUGUUUCGGUCUGUUUACCUGUGAAAUCAAUACUCACCCGCAGUUUAAUAACAGUUAACUACUCCCAUCAUAUACAUACUGUACAACUAUAAAACAUUAACAGCAUGUGUACGUUUCAGUGUUGUAUAAUCGGUGAAGGAAAUGUGAGUGAUACUUGUCUGUGAAAGUCUAUUUGUGUAAAAAAAACCGCAGCAUUUUUCCAGCAGAGAAUUUUAAUGAAACUGAACACAUUAAGGAAAUUAAGGCACAAGCCUUCCUUGGAUAAAACUUCUUGUUCAGUUUGUUUAAUAUUUUAGGUAUUAUAGUAUAGUAUAGUAUAUGGUGGCCAUAAGCUUCAAACUUUUUUCGAUACAGAGUGUGGAGAACUGCUCAUGCCAAAGAUUGUCCAUAAAAAAAUAAUGAGGUUUUUUUGGUUCCUUUCACAAAUCUUGAAUCAAUUCAAUGACUUGCUGUAAAUAUAAGCAUAUACAGUAUAUACACAUGCAUUAAUAUAUACAAAAUUCUACUGAAUCUGACCUGCUCUCUGCUGUAAC